Messenger RNA from Botrytis deweyae, 450 nucleotides. RefSeq lists its product as uncharacterized. The transcript has a single exon. The record is from RefSeq and is a predicted model, not a curated record. Lineage: Eukaryota; Fungi; Ascomycota; Leotiomycetes; Helotiales; Sclerotiniaceae. The coding region runs from base 1 to 450 and encodes 149 amino acids.
AUGGAUAAGCCAAAACGGCUCUAUCUCUCAGCUGUACAACCAAAGGAUCUCGUUGACGCUCUCCAAGAAAAGCCCCCUCGCGCACUGACGAUCAAUGGUAAGGUGUCACAACAUCAAUGGUCAUGGAAACAAGAUUUGGGGUUUUCUGGUAUUAAAAUAGAUCGAUAUUGGAACGGUGACAUUCUCAUUAGUGAUUCUAGUAGGAGAUGUUGGGGUGGUACAGCAUGCAUACUACCAAAAUUAAAAUUACAUAAGCGACACAUUGCUCAAGGUUGCAUAUCCGCAUACCACUUUCGUCGAAACCCAUUCAAUCCUUCUCCUGCUACAAAUGACUAUAAGAGAUCUAUCGUCCAACUUCUCACACAAUACGUACCAUUUCUCACAAAAGAUGUAGUACCAUCAACCGCAGCUUCGCCCAAAAUCAAGGUAUUCAAAAUUCCGCUCAAGUGA